This is a messenger RNA of Drosophila miranda, 1458 nucleotides long. Its product is annotated as follistatin-related protein 1. The transcript is spliced from 2 exons. The coding region runs from base 1119 to 1412 and encodes 97 amino acids. The record is from RefSeq and is a predicted model, not a curated record. NCBI's taxonomy places the organism in Eukaryota, Metazoa, Arthropoda, Insecta, Diptera, Drosophilidae.
GUCAGUAUGUAGGCGUUAUGGGCUCCAACUGCUAUCAUAAAACUUAAUAAUGCAAAUGUAAUUAAGUCACCUGACCUCUCUGGCCUCUCAUAGGCAGACUCCCGCUCAGUCCUGGCAGUCCUGACAGUCGCCGCACCUUUAACAAGGAAAUUGAUGACGUUGCCGUCGCGUCGUUACUUUAUGACAGGAGGCCUUUAUGCCUUACGAUUUGAUUAGCCAUUAGAUGGCUGGAAUAGUUGUGCGCUGACUUGGUUUGCAAACAAAAUGCUCCCAAUCAAUAUAAAUCAAUCAACUUCAUGGUACAUACCAUUUACCAUUAUUUUAAAACCACCAUAAAGGCCACAUUCUAUGGCUUUCUGUUGCCUUGACCUGCAUUCCAUUCGAAACCUAUCAGCAUUUCGGCUUCUUUUACGUGAAAAUUACCUUAACCUUAACCUUAAAGAGGAUCGUCCUGAUUAUCAUGAUUACAGACGCAGUCUGUACUGGAACUUGCAGGAAUAAAUAUCAUUUGUAGUUCAAGCUGUCUAUUGUUUAAAGGAACCAUUAUUAUUAUUAGUUUACCUCCGAAUGCCGGGCUUAUUUGUUAAGCUAACAAUUAGCAUUAUGAGUCAUUAUAAAUAUGUAUAAAUAAAGCAGCUUGCAUGUAUGCACAUGUGCGCACCACUUGGACGGCAGAAAACGAACGGAGCCAGUGUUCCAGUCAGUUAAACAGCCAUUCAGUAUACAAAUUUCACGAGUGGCAUAGACAAAAGCUCCCGGAAGAGAACAGCGGUAAAGGGAACAGUUAUCAUUGAUUCUUUGGUCAGUAACAAUGUGCUGUGCUUGUUUCCAUGGCAACGCCCUGUGUUUGAGUUUGAAUUUGGACAGCAUAAAGCAAAUCAGCAUGCAUCAGCGGUUGAAUACAUGUACAUACAGUGGUUAUCAGUUGCUGGAUAGCCGUUUCCAAGUAUCGUCAGAGAACAAUUUUGGCUCGGUGCAAUCGGAGAUCAAGUGUACAAGUAUUCAGCAAAUGCCAAUCACUUUUGCCAGUGCUUAAGCAGCUCCGACUGAAAACUGAAAACUGAAAACUAAAAACAGAUCUCUACUUAAUUAUGGUGGGAUUGUUUUAGACAGACAAGAUGCACGUAAUGUUUACUUUGACCGGCAAAGCCGCGACGAAAAUUGUAUUGUUUUGCUUCCUGAUCUCGAUCGUGUCUAUACUAUUUGCGCUGUGCGUCUCUCUGCCAUUAAAACAGAGCAGCUCGGCAUGUAUGGCCAUCGAAACCUGUGAUCCAUUUAAGCCCAUCUGUGCAACGUCCAUAAACGAGCAUCAGUUUUUCUACAGCCAGUGCGAAAUGGUACGGGAUAUCUGUCUAACCGGUAAGGAUUGGAAAUCCGACUACUUAAGCCACUGCAAUGUCAGCAAGCUUUAGCAGGACAUUUACAUAGGAUAUGCAUUCCAAAGAUUAUACAAAUUUA